Molecule: messenger RNA, 828 nt
Organism: Rasamsonia emersonii CBS 393.64
Lineage: Eukaryota; Fungi; Ascomycota; Eurotiomycetes; Eurotiales; Trichocomaceae
Exons: 1
Coding region: 1-828 (275 amino acids)
Source: RefSeq, a predicted model, not a curated record
AUGCCCAAUCAGCGUGUCGUAUGCGCCACCGGACAAUUCGACAAAGGUGAAGUCUUUGGGGCUUCUGGAUCCGUACUCAGCUCGUUGCUCACUAGGAUAUAUACCGAGGUGUGGACAGGAUAUGUGUCGAAAAAGCUUCGAGGGCCUGCAAAUCCAGGGCUUGAUGACCACGCGAGACUGGAGAAGGCCCUUUUCGAGAGAACGUCGACCAAGAUGAAUCGCGACACGUUUGAGUUUGGAAAAGAAGAGGGCCUGAGUAUUGCCGCCGAACCUGCCACCCAGAGGGAGAUGCUUGAAUCUCUCUCGGCCAGAGUGAGUCGCCUCGAAGCGUACGAGGAAGAUAUCAUCGCCGUGCGGUCGGCAGUUCUCGACCGGUUCGACGGAACAGAGUCCACGGCAAAGCGCAACUCGGUCGUCCACGGUGCCAAUGUUCUUGCUGACCUGGAAGCCAUCCGACGAAUGUCAACUGUUGACCCAUCCAGGGCCCUUCGGUGGCGCGAGGCCUUCACCACGCAAUACGGGGUCUCGUACAGCGACGUCGAGAAGCACCUGGUGGGAUCUCCACGGGAGGUGAUCGAAUCACUUAACAUGCGAAUGAACGUCAAGUCCUUGCAUGCGUGGACCAGGUCAAGAAGCGUGUCGGUCAGGCAGACGAAGGAAAAGAUCGAAGAGGCAUGCGACGCAAUUAUCCACGAGUGGCUGAAAUCUGUGCUUCUGGGGAGCCCGAUCCGGUCUGUAUCGCCGGAGAUGAAGGCAUCUUUCCAGGAGACUGAGUUGCUAUAUCGGGGAUUUUCCCUCAAGCACAGGCUCGACGAAGACGGUAUUUGA